This is a messenger RNA of Notechis scutatus (mainland tiger snake), 346 nucleotides long. The record is from RefSeq and is a predicted model, not a curated record. NCBI's taxonomy places the organism in Eukaryota, Metazoa, Chordata, Lepidosauria, Squamata, Elapidae.
GGAAAAAAUCCGUCAAGGGUUAGAUGAGCUUCAGAAGGUCCUGCCUGGAGGGGACACCUACAUGCACGAAGGAUUUGAAAGGGCCAGUGAGCAAAUUUACCACGAAAAUGUUCAAGGUUAUAGGACCGCCAGUGUCAUUAUUGCCUUGACGGACGGAGAACUUCAUGAAGACCUUUUCUUCUAUUCUGAACAAGAGGCCAACCGGUCCCGUGAGCUGGGAGCAACGGUGUAUUGUGUUGGUGUGAAGGACUUCAAUGAAACUCAGUUGGCUCGAAUCGCUGACAGCAAGGAUCACGUCUUCCCUGUGAAUGAUGGUUUCGAAGCGCUCCAGGGAAUCAUAGACUCC